AUGAUGCAUAUUUUAAGGAUAUUAAUAGUGAUAUACUUCAUUAAGAGCUCUUGGGCAGGUGAUGAAAAUCAAGAUCCUGACUCGAUUUCACCCCACGUCAGAAACUUGGAGAACAUAAUAAGCAACAUCGAGAGUCUCACUUUGCAAGCUGAGAAGUCUCGUCUUGAAGGUAUACUGCCUAUCGAAGAAACCAAUAAGCUUUUAAACAGCAUAGCCAAAUCCAUGGCCGCUUUAACUGAAAUGAUUUCUGCUAAAAAUAACACGUAUGCUUUCUUCAAAUUAAACGCCGUUGAUAGAAUUUUAAUUCCCAAUAUCAGGUCUGUUUACCUUCCCCUUCGCGGUCAGUUUCUUAUUCUUAUCAAAACACUGUUUAGCACAGCUCCAACAACGUCGAGGAAUUUAUUACCUAUUAACAUAGUUGACAUGUUACUGGACGUGUUUGAGAAUGAUGACGAUCUAGCAUUAAAAGCUCACGCGUUAGAUAUUUUGUACGAAUGGCUACCAAAUAGCCCAAAAUUGCAAGCACGGGUCAUGAAAUUAAAAGGCCUAGAACCGUUUUACAACCAAAUAUCAAAGUUGGACACAGACGUUGUAUUAAAGCUACUGGAUCUCUUCAAUACAAUAUUGGAAGAACAUUUGCAAGCGCGAAACAAAGAUCAAAGGAACAGGGGCGAUUUUGAAAAUUAUAAACUCUACCAAAUGAUCGGUUUGGUCGAACGGAUGUCGACUGGUACUGUUUGUAAUGGCUUGCUCAAUAUAUUCAAAGCUACAACCGCGUUUAGUGAUAACAACGAAGAAAUACUAGCGCCCGUAUUCAAGCUUAUGAAAAAUAUAAAACCUUAUUGUAUUGAAUUGUACCUGGGCAAGAGUUCUGCGGUAGAAGUAUUUGCUGAUAUCACGAAGUAUAUAAAGGACAAUGAGGAUAUUGAUUUCAAAGGUCUCGGUUUGAACAUAACGGAAAUAAAAAUGAUUUUAAAUGACUAUAAUCAACAAUUACGGGAAUAUUUUAAGGAUGAAUUGUGA
Leptosia nina is the source of this 1023-nucleotide messenger RNA. Lineage: Eukaryota; Metazoa; Arthropoda; Insecta; Lepidoptera; Pieridae. The record is from the annotation of a GenBank genome assembly.